AUGAGCGCUAACCUUCGAGAUGCGCUGGCGGGAGAGUCGGAGGAUGGGUGGUCAGACGAGGAAGAGGAGGAGGAGGAAGAUUUCGGCCCGUGUGACCGUGAAACGAGGGAGCGCCCGGACUACAGCUCGAGUGCAUGGGGCGUACGACUGGCUAACUUGGAGAGCCUGCGGAUCGCCGGCAGGCUCGUCCCCUCCAGCAGGGAAGCGAAGGCUUUCCGCUCGGACUUCAGGGUUCCGCACGAGUUUUUCCGGCACUUCGUCGACCUCGUCAGAACCGUCUUCCCGACUGCUACCCGCGACGUUGCCGGGCGCCAGUGUGUUCCCUUGGAGCUCAAGGUGCUGGGGGUGCUGCAAGUCUUGGGAAGAGGGAACUGCUUCGCGGAUGUCGCUCAGCUCUCUCUCAUGAGCCGGCAAACGGCGGAGAAAUCGUUCCACCGGUUCUGCGACUGCUUCUCAUCGGGGUUGUGGCAUCAGUGGGUGACGCUGCCGGAGGGGGAGGUUCUCAAAAAGGUCGCGGGGGAGUACGGCGACAUGGGAUGUCCGGGGGCGGUGGCUUCGGUGGACUGCACCCACAUUUCCUGGCCGGCCUGUCCUUUCUCGGAGACUAACACCCACAAGGGCAAGGAGGGUUAUACGACCCUCGUGUACGAAGCGUCCUGCGACCACUCUGGUCGCAUCCUCUCGUCAACGAAGGGGUUCCCUGGGGCUGAAAACGACAAGACCGUGGUGAAGCGCGACCUGUCCGUACUUCGAAUGCGGGAGGAGGAGCCUUGGGCGAGCUACAAGUUCGUUCUCUUCGACCUGGAAGGCAACACUACGGAGCACACGGGAGGAUGGCUGAUCGUGGAUGGGGGGUACCACCGGGUGCCCUCUCUGAUUUGCCCAUUCAAGGAGUAUGCGAGUGAGGCACAGCAGGAAUGGAGCAAGAGGUUCGAGUCUAUUCGUAAGGACAUCGAAUGCUUGUUCGGACGACUCAAGGGGCGAUUUAGGCUUUUCAAGACCGGCAUCUUGUUCGGAACCCGGGAGAAGAUCGACAACGCUUGGUUCACGGCGUGCAUCAUCCACAACAUGCUACACCAGUUCGACGGUCUCGCAAACCUGGAGAAAGACGUGGACUGGGCAGGUAAAGACGGGGAGGCGGACCAGACCACGGGCGCAUUUCCUGUCCCGACGGCUGUGGUCGACACUGCCGGGGAGGAGGUGGACGAUGGCGACAACACCGAAGCGUUCAAGCUCUUCAGGCAGCAGCUCGUAAAUCACGUCGCCUACAAAAAGUAGCGGGGGGAAAUUUGUUGGUUUCGGGGGGCUUGAAUUUGUUCCACUAUUUGUUUUCGGUCACCACUUCUAAGGUAGAAUAGUAAUAUUUUCUCCAAGUACUGCCCCGUCUCCCCUCCGACCUUAUGUAUGUCUGGUGUACAUAAAAGAGGUUUGAACGAGAAGUGGGUGAACGCAAGAGUGUUGGCCGUUUUGGUGUACGGCGCCCCUCGUCCGUUCGGAGUGUUCUGUGGUUGGUUGUAGCCUUGUCGUCUCUGCUGGUAUAAACCAGUUGAUACACUUUCGAACCCAGGUUCCUUCUCUUGCUUUUGUGUGACCCCCGUGUAGGUAUUGUUUAUUUUGAAGUAUGCGAUGUGUACCUCGCUGCUUCUUUUCAUCAUGUGCCCCGUGCAAGGCUUGAACUGUCGAGUGUCGAAUCCUACCCGCUGUUGCUACAGUCGAUAGUUCGUAUAUUCACGUGUUGUGUUUGGUUGCCGUCAAAUGC
Ectocarpus sp. CCAP 1310/34 is the source of this 1759-nucleotide messenger RNA. The record is from the annotation of a GenBank genome assembly. Lineage: Eukaryota; Phaeophyceae; Ectocarpales; Ectocarpaceae.